GAAAAUGUAACUGUGCUGGAUGAAAAAGUUUAUCCUUUAGAAAGACUGAGUUGAGCGGUGAAACUUCUCAAAGUAGAAAGAAUAAAUCAAAAACUUCUCAGAGGACAUUGACAUUAUAUGAUAAUACAAAUCAGAAAUCGUAUAAGAUUUUAGCCACUGAAGAAAACUUCAAGAUGUGGGUCUUAUUUUCAAGAGAUUACCAAUAUGAUUAAGUCACAAACACAAGGGAGUCAGUACGAACAACAGGAAAAUAAUGAAAAUUCCUCAAAUUCAGUUAAUAUUUUAUCAUCUGAGAGAGCAACAAUAAAAGUAUUAAUUUUACAUGACUUUGAAGCAAACUUAAAGUAUGAAGUUACGGUGAGCCCAAAGAUGUAUGAGAAAGCCAUGACAGAUGAUAAUUUUGCAAUGCAGAUAUUUGAGAGAAUAAAAAAAGAUAGAGUAUUAAAAACAAAUCUGCUUUUGGAACAGCAAAAAUCUGCAAGUACUUCACCUGAUGUUAUUAAUUCAAAAUCAAUUGACAAAAAGAUUGAUCCAUCAGAAAGUUCUAAUGUAGACAAUGAAAAUGAAUUUAUAGAAUUCAGUAUCCAAGAUUCUAAACAAAAUAUAAAACAUACAGUAUGUGGCUUACCCGAGAACAACAUGCUGCUACUAUCAAAGAUCCUUCCUAUACAAUUGAUCUAUUGAAUAAAUUUAAAACUGAUAGGAAAUUGAAUUAUAAUCCAUUACCGGACGAGACAAAUCAGAAAACAAUGAAAAAGCAGUCUUCUUGUUCUGAUACUAUCACAGAUAACAA
Messenger RNA from Phymastichus coffea, 793 nucleotides. RefSeq lists its product as uncharacterized. The coding region runs from base 205 to 684 and encodes 159 amino acids. The record is from RefSeq and is a predicted model, not a curated record. The transcript has 6 exons. Lineage: Eukaryota; Metazoa; Arthropoda; Insecta; Hymenoptera; Eulophidae.